Messenger RNA from Drosophila melanogaster (fruit fly), 3972 nucleotides. RefSeq names its product leucine zipper and EF-hand containing transmembrane protein 1 (gene Letm1). Gene Ontology annotation, cellular component: presynapse; mitochondrial membrane; mitochondrial inner membrane. Gene Ontology annotation, molecular function: ribosome binding; calcium ion binding. The record is from RefSeq and is marked reviewed. The coding region runs from base 353 to 3394 and encodes 1013 amino acids. NCBI's taxonomy places the organism in Eukaryota, Metazoa, Arthropoda, Insecta, Diptera, Drosophilidae. The transcript has 5 exons. Gene Ontology annotation, biological process: sodium ion transmembrane transport.
UAGCACUCGCAGAACGGUCUCUCUGAUGUCAAACGUGAGAAAAGUGAAAAAACAGACGGUUUAGUUUAGAUUUUAUUAUUUACUAGCACGGCGAGAAUCGUGGGAAGGAACCCGUUACUUGCGCCAACGAAAGUGGAACAGAGAAGCACAGCGAGGACGGUUACAAGCGAAAUCAGAGAAAAACAAAGGCGAAAUAAGGCAAAAGCAAUCAGAAGUCGAGCGACAGAGAACCCAAAGAUACACAAUCCACAGACAGUUUGUCGGAAAUUCAAAAUUCCAUUUGAAAAUACUUUGGAUUCGGUUUGGAGGCCGAGCCUAGCCACGCCCCCCUGCACCACCACCCGCCACCGCCAUGAACGCCCUGCUGCGUCACAAGGGACGCAAUCUGCGGACGAGUCACUUGGCCCAGAAUGUCUACAAGCGCUUUCUUAAAUCGAACUGUUGCGCAUGCAGUUCGGUGAACGUCACAGAUGAACCCGCCAAAGAAGAUGAACUACCGCGAAGAUCUGCUUCGACCUCGGUGCUGGAGCUAAGCAGAUCGCUUGGCACUUACCGAAGGUUUCAGCCACAUGCCAACUAUGGAUACGACUACUCCGGCUAUGGAUUUAGGCAUCUGCAUACGAGCCGGACUUUGCUGGAGACGUCCAGCUCAAAGAUCGACGCAACAGUCAAGAAGCUGAAAAACCAGCAGAAGGAGAAGGUGGAGGAGAUCAUGAAGGAGGUGGCCAAUGGACAGGCCGCGGCAGUUCGUGCCAGCAGUGCCGCUACCGCCACGGCCUCCUCGGAGAAGGGUCAAAACGCUAGUGCGACCGCGGGCUCCACGUCGGCGACUGCCUCAACGACGUCUUUGGCCAAGACCGCAGACAAGUCGGUGGCCAAGCCAAAGAAACCACUCCGCACACGGAUUUGGGAUGAGCUGGUGCACUAUUACCACGGCUUUAGGCUGCUCUUCAUCGAUGUGGCAAUUUGCUCUAAGCUCCUUUGGCGAGUGCUCAACGGCAAGACGCUCACGCGGCGCGAGAACAAGCAGCUUCAGCGGACCACCUCUGACUUGUUCCGUCUGAUCCCCUUUUCGGUGUUCAUCAUCGUGCCCUUCAUGGAGCUGCUGCUGCCGUUGUUCAUAAAAUUCUUCCCCGGCAUGCUGCCCUCCACGUUCCAGACUUCGACCGAUCGACAGGAGAAGCUCCGGCAGUCACUUAGCGUUCGCCUGGAGGUGGCCAAGUUCUUGCAGCAGACCCUAGAUCAGAUGCCCGUCCAGCACAAGGAACACAGCAGCGAAGAGGCCAAGCAGUUCGAGGCCUUUUUCACUAAAAUCCGGAAUCCCACUGAACCAGUGAGCAACGAUGAAAUCAUCAAAUUCGCCAAGCGAUUCGACGAUGAGAUCACCUUAGAUUCACUGUCCCGGGAGCAAUUGGCGGCUCUUUGUCGCGUCCUUGAACUGAACACAAUUGGCACCACCACGCUGCUGCGGUUCCAGCUGCGUCUGAAGCUGAGAUCUUUGGCCACCGAUGACCGCGUUAUUGCCCGCGAAGGAGUCGACUCCCUGGACCUUCUAGAGCUGCAACAGGCGUGCAAGGCACGUGGAAUGCGGGCAUAUGGCCUAACGGAGGAGCGUCUUCGUUUUCAGCUUAAGGAGUGGAUAGAUCUCUCCCUGAACGAACAGGUACCGCCUACGCUGCUGCUCCUGUCAAGAACCAUGCUUAUUUCCGACGACAGCAUCACCACCGAUAAGCUCAAGGAGACGAUUCGUGUGCUACCGGAUGCAGUGGGUGCCCACACACGGCACGCUAUCGGGGAGAGUGAGGGCAAGGUGGACAACAAGACGAAGAUCGAAAUCAUCAAGGAGGAGGAGCGCAAGAUUCGCGAAGAGCGCGAGGAAGAGCGGGAAGAGACCAUCGCAAAACGAUCGGCCAUCAAGGAGGAGAUUCCCGCUCCUUAUGUAUUUGCUGAGAAGUUGUCGGGUUCCCAGGAUCUUCUGGAUCACAAGGAACAGUCCUCGGUGUCCGAGACGGACAAGGGCAUUUCCUCUACCGAUGUACAGCUGCUGUCUGAGGCCCUAAAGACACUCUCAUCUGAUAAACAGCUCGUGGUGGAAAAGGAAACAAUCAAGGAACUCAAGGAGGAAUUGGCCGACUAUAAGGAGGAUGUGGAGGAGCUACGCGAGGUGCGACAGGUAGUCAAGGAGCCUGUGCGCGAAAGCCGGGCGGCCAAGUUGCUCUACAAUCGGGUCAACAAGAUGAUUUCCCAACUCGAUAAUGUGCUUAACGACCUAGAGGCCAGGCAGCAUCAAAUCAAGCAGGCGGAAUCCUCUGAUUACGCGGCGUCCAGUCCCACUGUGGAACCACAGCAAAUGGUGCACAUUGACGAGCUGGUCGCCACCAUCCGGCGAAUGAAGGAGGCAUCCGAUGAAGAGCGAUUCAAGGUUGUCGGGGAUCUGCUGGUCAAACUCGACGCGGACAAAGACGGUGUGAUUUCGGUGAACGAGAUCACCAAGGCGGUGCAGAGCAUCGACCGCGAGGCCACGAAUAUCGACAAGAAGCAGCUGGAGGAGUUUACCGAGCUACUUUCCAAGUUGGCGUCCCGGCGACGACACGAGGAGAUCGUGCACAUCGACGAUUUAAUGAAUAACAUCAAGGUGUUGAAGGAAACUAGCGAUGAGGCACGACUUAAGCACAUCGAAGCUGUACUGGAGAAAUUUGAUGCCGACAAGGAUGGCGUGGUGACCGUCAACGAUAUUCGUAAGGUGUUGGAAUCCAUUGGUCGUGAUAACAUCAAGCUGAGCGACAAGGCCAUUGAGGAACUCAUCAGUCUGCUUGACAAGGAGCAAGUACUGCAGGCAGAGCAGAAGAUUGAGAAGGCCAUUGCUAAGAGCAUGAAAGAGGCUGAGAAACUGAAGUCUGAGGUGGACAAAGCGGAUAAGGACUUGUCCAAGCUUGUUAAUGAUAUUCACGAUUCCGCCAAGGAGAUUCAGGAUAUUGCCAACGAGAUGCGUGAUAAGGAGGAAACUGUGCCCGAUAAAGCGAAGGAGCUAAAAGCAGAGCCCGCAUUCAAGGAUACGGCCAAAACAUUGAAGGACAACGCAAAGGACCUGGACGAUUUAGCGAAGGACCCAAAGUCAGACCCCAAAUCCCCGACAAAGGCUUCUACAGGGUCCGGUCCAGCCGGACUGUCAGGUGGAGGCCCCAGCAGUGGCAGUAGCGGUAUUGCCACCGGAUCAACGACGGAAUCAGCGCUCCGAGAGGCGGCCGAGCGUCAAAUGGAAAAGAUCCUGCCCUCCACAGACAUUGGUCUGCCCCCCACGAUACAAACACCAUCGCAACCACCGACGUCAAAAAAAGCAACGGCCACUGCGUCGACCCUGUCCACGACGAUAACGGCCAAGAAACUGCUCUGACCAGUCAGACGGUCCAAGAAGGGAGAUGCUGAGACAACUCUUAAGCGUGAACCUAAGCCGAAGUGAUGUGUUGGAGUAGGGGCGGUGGCGGUGUUGCUCGUGUGUCCCAUAUUGUUCCGACUAUGCAAUGAAUUAACUGUUACCAUUUAACAUAAACGUAGCAGGAUGAGGAGAGUUUGCUAUACUUAACGCGUGGCUGUAGUACGGUAUCUUCUUUAAGUAAGGCACAAAUCAGAAACUACUAGAAAUACAUAAGAAUGUACACUUUACACAUAUAUCUUGAUUUCCAACGACCUAGUUUUACAUAAAACCCAUUCGAAGCAAGUUGUUUGUAGCUCCUUUUUAUUUGGCCCAAAUUUGCGAAGCGAUUGUGAUCAUUAGGCGAAAUGUUAAUUUACGACUUAUUCAUCUAUUAAUACGUACGUAUAUCUAUCAAGCAAGUUGAUUCGCCCGACCGGUUUUCAGGUAAUACCGAAAGGUGGCGAGACAUUGGAGAAUAAUUAAAACCACGUGAUAGAUCUAAACAAUAAUGUGUGUGCUUGACUUAGCAAACUGAAUUUGUAAAAGUGUUUCGCAAU